Danio aesculapii is the source of this 10072-nucleotide messenger RNA. RefSeq names its product microtubule-associated protein 1Aa (gene map1aa). The record is from RefSeq and is a predicted model, not a curated record. Gene Ontology annotation, molecular function: actin binding; microtubule binding. Gene Ontology annotation, cellular component: neuronal cell body; cytosol; dendrite. The coding region runs from base 105 to 7772 and encodes 2555 amino acids. The transcript is spliced from 7 exons. Gene Ontology annotation, biological process: microtubule cytoskeleton organization; dendrite development; regulation of microtubule depolymerization. Lineage: Eukaryota; Metazoa; Chordata; Actinopteri; Cypriniformes; Danionidae.
CCGGAGAUGCAGCGCAUGCAGGCUCUCAGGAGGAGCAGCAGAUCUUUCAGCACCUCGGACAGCAACGCUGCGUCGGUCCACCUUUCCUCCGCACUCGCUACUGUAUGCUUAUCGUGAUCGGAGACAUUUCAACUGAUCAUCAGCUCGAUUCCGUCAAAGAACACAUUAAACGGGGCAUCUUGUCAUGGGAUAUUGAUUUGAGCAUUUGUGAUUUGAACAAGGAACUGAAGCUCUUUCAAGCAAGACACUCUGCCCAGUUCUCUUCAGAAGUGAAAGGACAAAGACUUCUGCAAUAUAAGAGUGAUGUCCUUGAGACUGUUGUGUUGGUGAAUCCUUCUGAGGAGAAUAUUGCUAUAGAGAUCAGAACACUGGUCUCUGACUCAGCAGGCCACAAGUUAUUGGUCCUAAGUGGGCAAAGUACUGACCGGAGUGGUGACAUUAUCCUGCAAAGUGGAGUGUUUGGUUGGAAGAAUCUCUCUGACAUUCUCUCAAGUCGUAGGAUUAAAGAUCUCUUAAAUCAGCCAUACUCAGGCCAGCAAGCCUGUUUGACUGUGUCCUGCAAAGGAGAGGGGGGCUGGAGCUCCCUAGGAUACGUACAGGAGCAGAGCAUACUGAAGUACAGACUGAACCCUGAGCCUGUGCUGCCUGAGAUGGAAGGUGUGAGUGAGUUCACAGAAUAUGUCUCUGAGACAGUGGAUGUUCCUUCUCCUUUUGAGCUCCUGGAGCCACCAACGUCAGGAGGGUUCCUGAAGCUGUCCAAGCCAUGCUGCUAUAUUUUUCCUGGAGGACGGGGAGACUCCGCUUUGUUUGCAGUCAAUGGCUUUAAUAUUUUGAUAGAUGGUGGAUCUGACAGAAAGUCUUGUUUUUGGAAGUUGGUCAGACAUCUGGAUAGGAUUGAUUCCGUUCUCCUAACACACAUAGGAGCAGAUAAUCUCCCUGGCAUAAAUGGACUGUUACAGAGAAAAAUUGCAGAGCAGGAGGAAGAGAAGAGCCAUAGUUCAAAUACCUAUGGAGACUGGAUGAAAAAUCUCAUCUCACCAGAGCUUGGUGUUGUGUUCUUUAAUGUUCCUGAGAAGCUAAAGAUGCCUGAAUCUACACUGAAAGCAAAGAGAAGCAUUGAGGAGGCAUCUCUCACAUUGCAGUACCUUCACAAACUUGGCAUUAAACCUGAACCUCUAUACAGAGUUGUGAGCAACACAAUUGAGCCUUUAACACUCUUUCACAAGUUAGGUGUUGGCAAACUAGACAUGUAUAUUCUAAAUCCUCUCAAGGACAGUAAGGAGAUGCAAUUCUUCAUGCAGAAGUGGGCUGGUAACAGUAAAGCUAAGACAGGUAUUGUUUUGGCCAAUGGCAAAGAGGGUGAAAUUUCUGUCCCUUACCUCACAUCAGUGACAGCUCUGGUUGUGUGGGUACCUGCCAGCCCAACUGAAAAAAUCGUCAGAGUUCUGUUUCCUGGAAAUGCACCACAAAACAAAAUAUUCGAGGGUUUGGAAAAGUUGCGACAUCUCGAUUUCUUACGAUAUCCGGUAGCCACUCAAAAAGAUAUGUCGUCUGGAGCUCCACCUCCACUGAUUAAACAAACUAAAAUGAAGCUGCGGACUGAUAGCAAAGAAAGUCUUAAAUCGUCUCCUAAAAUGUCCUCCACAACAAAAGCAAGCAAGAAAGAGGCAAAUGAAGAUAUCGAGUCAAAGAGUGAAUCUGUUAAGGAGAACAAAGCUGAAAAGAAAGAGAAAAAAAUUAAAGAGACUGUUAAAGCUCCCAAACCGCUGAAACCCAAGACAGUAUCACCUGAUUCACUUAAGCAUGAGAAAAAGCUUAAAAGAGAAAAAUCUCCUAAAAAGCAUAUAAAGGAGAAGGUAUCCAAGAUGGAGGAAAAGAAAGAUCAGGAAAAGAAAGACACAAAGAAAGAAAAGGUGGAUGUAAAAAAAGAAGACAUAGUUAAAAAGGAACUCAAAAAUAAGGAGGAGAAGAAAAAAGAUAAAGUUAAGCCUGAACUGAAAAAAAUCACAAAACCUGAUCUGAAGCCCUUCACCCCUGAAGUCAGGAAGACUCUGAACAAAGCAAAGGUUCAAGUAAAGCCUAAAACAGAAAAAACAAAAGCUGCAAAGGAGCAAGAAAACAGGCCGGCUGCUAAGCAAGCUUCAGUGGAGAAACAGGAGAUAGACAGGUCCUUAGUCUCCUCCCCAGAGGAUCUUACCAAGGAUUUUGAAGCCUUGCGACUGGAAGAGGAACUUUCCAAGUCCCCAGAGAGCAAAAUUCUUCCAAAUGUCCAGUCUGCAGUGGACACAGUUGUCCCUCACAUUGGAUCUCCUGAUGAGGGAAUAACUACAACUGACGUUGAGAUAGAGUCCCCUCUUGAGGAAAGAGUACCAUAUGGAGCAAAUGCAAAUAAAUCCCCCUCUAAAGUCACCGACAGAUUUGAGGAUGAAGCUACAAAGUAUGACCACACCACAGAACUGAAAAGUGUCAGGAUGGGAGAAGAUGCAAUGAAACCCAAAAAGAGUGACAGUGAAGAAGAUGAGGAUGUUAUUGAGAAGGCAGAGCUUGAAGAUGCAGAGGAUAUUGUACAUGAGGAGGAACUCAAGUAUAAAUCUGAUGAGUCUAGAAAAGAAAAACUUGGAAAGGACUGGGAGACAAAAAGUGAAAUUAAAUCUACCAAAUCUCUGGGUGCUGCAGAUCAUGUUUCUUUAAUCCAAGAUGAGACCAUUCCAGGUUACUCUGAGACAGAGCAGACCCUCUCUGAUGAGGAAAUUAAUGAGGAGACAGAAGAGCGGAUCCCACAUCUUCAAUAUGAUGUUGGUUCUUAUGACAUCUCAGUUCCUGAUGAACCAGGGACUUUUGACACCAUCCAUGGCAUGAAACCACCAACCAUAUCUGUUGCUUCUGAGUUCUCAUCAAAGGGAUUUGCAGUAGACCAGGAGCCAGUCCUUUCAGCUUAUGCAACUAAUAUAAUUGCGGCUCCAUUGGCUGAAGAAGAGCAUAUAUCAUCAGCUACCUCUAUCACCGAAUAUGACAAAUUAUCAUCCUUUGCGACAUCUGUUACUGAAGAUCAGUCUAUAGCAUCUGUGACAGCACCACCUACUGAAGAUGCAGGAAAAAGCUCUUUACUCUUAGAUACUAUAAAUAGUAUACCAUCAUCCAUACAGACAGAUGCUACUCAAGGAAAAGAGUACCUCCACUCUGCUGGAACUAUUUCUCCAACUUCUUCCUUAGAGGAGGAUAAGUGUUUUAAAUCACCUCCCUCAGAGGAAUAUCAACCUAUUGUGCCAGAAACAGAAACUACAGUGAAGGCUACCGCUCCCACAAAUUAUGAGGAUGAGGAAGACGAGGAAGAGGAUGAGGAUCAGACACCAAAUGUCGAUAUGCCACUUGGAAAGAUCCACGAGGGUUAUGCCUCUGCUGCCAUACUCCAAGACACUGAAAAAGCUUCUGAUAAGAUUCACUCAUCAAUGGCACCUAUUCCCCCUCCUGCAAUGUAUGUUGGCACACAAGAAAAAGAUGAAAAGGCAUCCUCUGAGAAUAAAUCUAAAUUGAGUACUCCUGAGAAAAGUUUGUCUUUCUCACCAAAUUUUUCUUGCACCUCAGAGGUGAACAUUACCUCGGAGAGUGAAGAAAGAUGCCUCAGUCCAGAUGACAGCACUGUGAGGUUUGCCUCACCUACACAAUCAGGACCAACCAGCGGUAGCUACUCUCCAACUGAGGAGAGGUCACAGAAGCCACUGACUGUGGAUAAAGAGGAAAAACUGGACAAGGAGACUUUUGACUCUUAUUUGACCAAAGAUACUCCUUCUGACAAAAAGUCUGUGAAAAUAAUUGAUGAUGAAGUAGACCCUUUUGUAAAGGAGUUCUCCAGCACUAAGACUGCAAAAUUUGACUUGGAAGAUGAGGAGGGGGAAGAUUAUUAUGGAAAGGAAACAUAUAAGGUGUGUGGUAAAACUAAAUAUAAAGAGGAAAGGGAGUGCACUUUUCUCGAUGAAGAAUAUUCCCAAGAGGCAAAACCUCUAAAAGAGGAGAAGCUGUUUGAAAAUAAGAACAAAUUUGUGGAUAAGGAAUCAUCUAAUGAUAAACCACAAAAUGUGACUUCUUUGGGCCAUGACCACAAAUCCCAGAUGCUUAGCUCAGGAGAGGAAGAUGAAAGCGAAACUGAGGAUAAUAUUUACUCAAGCAUAAAAGCACCACAGGGCAAGUUAGAUUCCAUGUCAGCAAGCCAAGAGAAAAAAGAUGUUUCAUUUUCAGAGAUAGAUGACCAAAACGUUUCUAAAGACAGCGAUAAAAGUGUCCACUUCAACUUGUACUCAUUCCCUGAGGGUGAGAAAGGCCUUAGAGGGGAAAUUGAGAGGGUGGUUAGGCAAGAUACACCGUAUGUUGGGAAAAGCUUUACAUACUCUGAUGUAUACGACAGUAAAUCAAGUUCAGUAGAUUCCUACUCUCCAAAUCUACCAGCAGAGCACACAUUUGAUGAUACUGAUGUUACUCCAAAGAAAACAGAAAAAGAAGAUUCCCUAGAGUCUUCCAUUGUCAAAUUUUCUGAUCCUAAAGCAUCAGAUGAAAAACAAACAUUAUCAGAUUCAUAUAGUGAAACACAAAGUACAUACAUGACACCACAGUUUAGGGAUUCAUCUGAAGCAACAUUCUCUGAGCCAAUAAAUACAUCUGAAGAAAGGACAUUUGAGAAAACCUCACCUAUUUCAGCAGAGAAAGACCCAUUGUCAGUUAAAUUUGAAAAGCCUGAUUUCACUGGUAUGACAGAGGUUGGUGCAUCACAGUCCACCCAUUAUGAAGCUGACAGGUUCAUCCCUGAUUACAGUGCUAAAAGUACAAGCUCUAGUUUAGGCCAAUCUACAUUUGGCACAAAAGAAGUAAUGGCUGGAGACAUGAAGAUGUUUGCUGAUGGAGAGGACGAAGACGAAGAUGAUGAAGAAGAUGAAGAUGAUGAGGAUGAGGAGUAUGGAGAGCAUGCAAGUGACAGUGAUACAGAGAAAGGUGACAAAGAGAAAGAUUCUGAACACCCAAUGAAAAGAGUAAUCAGUCCUGUACCAACUCAGUUCCAGGAUGAAAAGAAAGACACCAUUACACAUGACAACACUAGGAGCUUAGGCUCUGAGGCUUAUGGGAAAUCUUUAGGUUCAUCUACAUUUGACACUCAAAACAAUGAAAGCCCCAAGGACUCAUUGCAAGCUGGUAAAAGUGCUGCCUCAUCUUUUCCUGUUGAAAGUCAUAUUAAAGGCUUCUCUGGAUUUGAACAUUCUUCAAGUGAGGAGAAAGAUGAGUUUGUAGAAAAUCAUGACAAUGUUGUCAAGUCAUAUUUACCCUUUUCAACGAAGACUGCUGAAGAUAAAUGCUCUACUCACUAUGAUGACAAAGAUCUUGAGUUUGACAAGCAACAGACACCAGAUGCAGUAGAGAAAAAAACAGUAGACCCUGUAUCAUUGGGCUUGGGUUACACAACUAUGUCAGCCACAGCCUACUCUUCUUCCUCUUCUUACAGCCAUUCUUCAUCAGCUUCAGCAUCUCUGUCCACUAGCCGCCAAUUUGGGGAUGAGUUAGAGGCUCAAGCCUGUACUGGAUUCGAUUACUCAUCUUUUAGAGAUGAACAUUCACCAGUGAUCGAUUCACCCUUCUCUAGUUCCGGCGGUCAGGCUAAGGAUGAAUAUUUAGAAGUAUCAGAGAAGAUGACCCCUGCAACAACUACUGCUGAAUCAACAUCUAGCCUUGCAAGAUUCUCACCACUGUCACCCUUUGAGGAGAUCAAGCCUUUCCCUCCUCAUGCUGGUACUUGUGUAGUUGACAAGAAAGAAUCUACUUACACUGCAAGCAAUAUCUCGGAUCAGGGACUACAAAGUCAGUGCUUUUACAAGCCAGAGUGGGAUGAGGACUCAAGACUACAAACUGAAUUAGGUGCAACUGGACCUUUUUCCUCAGUUCCUCCUGCCACACAGAAAGACACAUUUCCCAGAGAUCUUUGUGGUGCUUCAGCAACACUUGAAUUUGAAAAACAGUACUAUGAAGAGACUGAGAGUAGUGAAGAGGAGGAUGAUUAUAUGUAUGAAACCGAACAGGAUAAACCUCAGUACCAAAGAUCUCCAGUUACAGCUCAAGCAGACAAGAAAGAUGGCACAUUUUCCUUAAGUGAGACACUAUCAAAAGACAUAUCUUCUAGUUUAGGAGGUGCUAGUCCAAAUGUCUAUACCUCAUAUUCUCUUUCAUUCCCAGAAACCACUAAACCAGACACGACAAAUGGGCCUGCAGAAGUUAGUCUGACUGCACCAGAGGCUUUUGGUGGAGCUAGCAAGGUGAAAACAGAAUUGUCAAAAGUAGAGGUGAAAGGCCAAGAACUUGACAUAAAGAAAAUUAGGAGCCCAAGUGAAUGGCAAAUGCAGCAGCAGCGAGACGUAUAUCCAGGGGCAUCCCCACCCCACUAUCGACAUGAGGAUGAAUAUGAUGAAGAAGAAGAGACAGAGCCAGAACACCCUGCCCGCCCUCUCUCGCUCUCAUCCACAGAGAAACCUUUCCAAUCCUCUUAUUACACAGAUGAUCCAAACAGACACGAUGACGACUCUGACUAUCCUUCAAAUGUUGGUGUCCGUCCACAUUCAUCAACUGCUUCCCCAGGCUAUUCCGCCUGUGAGAACAAGCAGAGGAGAGGAGACACAUCUCCAUCUUUUAUAAACCCAAGCUUAUGUCAACUUUCAAGCGAUGAAGAAAAUGAGGAACAAACAAGUCAAGCAUCAGAUCAACAGCAACCGGCAGGGAAGACAAGGUUCCACAAACAACCUCAAGACUACUCUCACAGUCAUCAUUGUGAAGACAAUGAAUUGCAACACUUCUCCGGAGCCAUGGCUGCUGGGAUUAGUGCCAGUGGGGAGGACACCCCUCCAACCUCUGUCAGUGAGCCAUUGCAUUCCCAGUCAGAUUCAGAUGUUCCACCAGGUACAGAGGAGUGCCCAUCGAUCACAGCAAAAGGAAAUGACUCUGAUGAUGAUGCAGAUUACCUGCCUGUAGAUAAAUCCUAUGGAGCUUAUGGGGGGAAGCAUUACUUAUCUAGAUCACCUGACAAAAAUCAUGAUCCCUUACCAUCACCAUUGAUGGACCCUGCUCCUUAUCCUCCUCACCCUGAUGCAUGCAUGGUUGAUCCUGAGGCUCUGUCAAGCUUAACAGACAAACCAAUCAAGAAAGAUACCAAAGCAAAGGGUUUACGUAAAUUAGGUAAAACAAAGUCCUCAUCUCCAGCUCGGAAGACUGAUGCUAGGCGGAAGCGCUCCCCAUCAAAGGAGCCCUUUGCCCACACCACCUCUCUUAGGAAGAAGGACAUGGAGGAUGAUCUGUCAAGGUCAAGCCACAACACUGGCAAAGGUCUUGUCAAUGGCCUGAAGAAUUCCGCAGGUUCAAAUUCUGCAAAAUUCAGCACAUCAGUGCCCCCUGGUCCUCCUAUCUAUGUGGAUCUGGCCUACAUUCCCAACCACUGUAGCGCUAAAAAUGUGGACCAGGAGUUUUUUAAACGUGUUCGCUCUGCAUAUUACGUAGUGAGUGGAAAUGACUCCAGCAACGGAGAACCGAGCCGUAGUGUACUAGAUGCCUUGCUAGAGGGAAAGGCACAGUGGGGAUCUAAUUUACAGGUAACAUUGAUACCUACACAUGACACAGAAGUGACCCGCGAGUGGUAUCAGCAGACCCAUGAGAAGCAACAGGAGCUGAACAUCAUGGUCCUGGCCAGCAGCAGCACAGUUGUAAUGCAGGACGAGUCAUUCCCAGCCUGCAAAAUAGAGUUCUAAAUUCAACAUGGCUCCCAGGUCCACAUUUUUACUCUCAAAUGGUCUGUUACAGCCUUAACAGUUGCUUAUUCAGUGUAAAAUUAACCUGUUUUUGCUUUUGAACUUUCUAAGGUUUAAAACAGCACAUGUUGUCUAUUGCCCGGGACCCCCAAUCAAAUGAUAGAAACUUUAUUAUUUCCUGGUGAUGAGAUUUAUUCGAGUGCAGGAAAACAGAAGGAAGAUGUGCCUUUCACUGUAUACUUUUCAGGGUGGCUUUUUCCCUUUACGUUGUACAAUACUUAAAUGGAGAACCGAAUUCUUGACCCUUAGAGUUUGGACCAGGGCCUGUUUAAACUAGUUUUCACAAUCACAUUCUCAGUCGUAGUUUUAUACCGAACAAGGUAACCAAAUAAGUGUGCUAAACGGAUUUACAAAAUUGAUAUAUAGCCUUAUUUACAAUGCUAUUUAAAUAAGCACAAGUAUACCUCUUGACUUUUUUGAAUUGAAUUGAAUUGAAUUGAAUCCCCUAAUACUGCAAAUUGACUGGAUGAGGUUUUAUUGCUUUCAUCCGAUUCGUUCAUUUAUCAUUCCUAUCCUAAUUAACCUGCUCCUUUGAGGCCCUGAUUUACACAACAUGGCGUCAUCCUCCAUCACAGCACACGCAAAUAUUCAAGAAAUAUAAAUAAUGCCAGUUCAAAUAUUUUCUAACCUAUCAAGGGUAUUUAUUACUCACUGUGUAAAUUGCAAUUGAUGCUAUAUAACUCAGUAGAGAGAUUAAAGGGACAGUUCACCCCAAAAUUAAAAUCUGCUCACCAUUUACUUUCAUGCGGUACCAAAUGUUGGUAUUUAUUUUUCGGUCGAACACGAAGGAAGAUAUUUUGAAAAAUCUGGUAACCAUUGACAUCCAUAGAAGGGAAAAAAAUUAUUUGGAAUACAAUUUCAACAUUCUUCAAAAUAUCUUAAUUGGUGUUCAACAGAACAAAGAAUCUAAAACAGGUUUGUGUCAAGUUGAGGGAGAGUAAAUAAUGACAGAAUUAAAAUUUAGGUGCAAACUGUCCCGUUAACAAAUACCCGGGUGCUAGUAUUUCAGAAAUAAUUAGACGAAUAGAUUAAAAAUAUUACAAAUAAAAAAACAUGCAAAUGUUAUAGAAUUGUGUGGCAGCUUGCACAAAAUGACGUUACAUUCCUGACUCAGAGAGAAAUGUGUUCAAUCAACAACAGCAACAUUAAUGUGAUGCUGAUACUAGAUCAGGACUAAAUUAUCUUGAUCUCAGAAAAAAACAACUAAAUGAAGUCUUUAACACUAAAUUAAAGGAAAUCAAAUCUUAUUUUGUUGUUAAAUGAUGUAUAAAGUGUACGUUCACAGAGUUUUACUUAUUUUUAGUGUUGAUGAAGUUCAGAAGUAUGUUUUAUUAUGGGCUUAUUAGGGUUUCUUUCUAUUCAUUAGCACAUUGUAAUGAUUUCUAGUUAUAAAAUGUACAGUAUAUACGAAAGACAAAGUUGCUUACUUUAAAGGGAUGGAAAGAAGGGAUGACUGGUAUGUAAGCCAAAGUUGCAGGCAAUAGAAGUGCAUGGUAUUCCAUGAAUACACUAUGUAUGAAAGUGUUUUAAGCCUAUGAAAGAUGUGAGUUAUGGGCACUGCACUUGAGCCUGUUCGAAUAUAUAUUGUGUUUUAAACUUUUCAAAGCCUGUCGUGACUUUAAUAUGGGGAUUGACCUCUAACAGAAAACUAUAUUUUCCAAUUAACCAACCAUGAUGAUGCAUUUACAAAUACUAAUUCUUAUGAAGGGAACACUCAUAGCAUCAUUGUACAACUCCCCUGGAGGUAAACAGUUGAGUUUUACCAUUUUUUAAUUCAUUCAGUCGAUUUCUGUGUCUGUCGUUAGCACUUUUAGCUUAGCUUAGCAUAGAUCACUGAAUCGGAUUAGGCCAUUUGCAUGGUUAGAUAAUUUUCCUUUUUAAAGCCUGGCUCUUCUUUAGUUUUGUAGAUUUACUGUGUAAUAUUAUUGUACCUGCAGCAGCUAUGGUAUGACAACAUAGUUCCUUGAUUAUUCCACAGGAAUUUCAUUAUAGUUCCUAUCCGCUUGUUAAGUCGUGACAUAUGGAAUACUGUUUCCAGGUCCAAGCAGCUGCUCAAUUAGAUUGAGAAAAUGUUCGUUUAGGGCCACUUUUUAGUCAUAUCACACAUUAAAGUGAAUUUUAUAUAAAAUCAUGGUGUACACAACAGUCUCUGGACUUGCUGCAUCACAAAUACCAAAAUUUUACCAAUUUAUAAAAAAUUAAUCACUUUCUGGCCAUUGAAUACUAGGCACAUAUAUAUG